Misgurnus anguillicaudatus (oriental weatherfish) is the source of this 2808-nucleotide messenger RNA. RefSeq names its product E3 ubiquitin/ISG15 ligase TRIM25. NCBI's taxonomy places the organism in Eukaryota, Metazoa, Chordata, Actinopteri, Cypriniformes, Cobitidae. The record is from RefSeq and is a predicted model, not a curated record. Gene Ontology annotation, molecular function: zinc ion binding; protein binding.
AAACGCGUUUAAAGGAAAUAGAAAAAAGAAACAGACAAAAGCACAAAAACGGGUAGGUUAAUAAUUGCAAUAAUUAGGUUCUUAAAAAACACCACGUUAAUUAAUUUAUCCUUACCACUCUCCAGCGCUGUAGGUGGCGGUAUGCACCUUUACAGUUGGUUUGCAACCCGCCAGUAACCCACAAAAGAAGAAGAACAUCAUACAAAAGCGCGGCAAUGUGGCGUCAGCAAAGGCCCCGCCCUCUCUUCCAAUAAUAACAAAACGGAAACUUUCUAGAUCUCGGUUAGAAGUAACGGAAAAUGUGCUAAUAUUUGUUGUUAAGUUUGUUGUUGUUCAAAUAAUUUACCUUUGGCUCACCUGCAACUAGUCACAAAAGGUCUGUACAAUCUUAGCUAGGUCGAAAUCAGGACAAGCGAGUCGAUAUACUUAAAAAACAAUCGUCAUUCUUGAAACAUCUUCAAACUUCUGAGUACGAGAAAUCAGAAGAAUGGCAGAUUCUUCUUUUGAUGAUCUCAAUUCUUUUAACUGCCCGGUCUGUCUUCAUCUUCUGAAGGACCCGAUCACUACAGCAUGUGGACACAGUUUCUGUAUGAACUGCAUUACAGAGUGCUGGGAUCAGGAUGAUCAGAAGGGCGUUUACAGCUGCCCACAGUGCAGGCAGAUAUUCACUCCCCGACCAGUUCUCAACAGAAGCACAGUGCUAUCUGAACUUGUUGAGAAAAUGAAGAGAGAAGAAUCAGCUACUGGAAACGAACCUCCAUUGUGUUCUGCUGAGUCUGAUGAUGUGGAGUGUGAUGUCUGCAUCAGGACCAAACUUAAGGCCAUCAAGUUUUGUCAGAUGUGCGUGGCUUUCUACUGUGAAUAUCACAUCCAAACUCAUUAUACAUCUCCUGCACUGAAGAGGCACAAACUGGUCAAUGCUUCGCCACAUCUGCUGGAGCAGAUCUGCACUCAGCAUGAUAAACCACUCGAGCUGUACUGUUGCCAGAAGUUGAUCUGUGUCCAGUGUGCUUUGAUUGACCACCAGAACCAUAGUAUAGUCUCACCUGCAACAUCAAGAAAACAACUUGAGGGGCAGUUAAGAUCAAAUCAGGAAAACAUACAACUGGAAAAGAAUCGGCGAGAAAAUAAGGUACAGGAGUUAAGAGAAGCCAUGGACUCUCAUAAGGAAUCUGCAAAUGCAGCAGUUGAGCUGAGUGAGGCAAUUUUUGCUGAUAGGAUCAGAACCAUUAAGAGAAAAAGAGCGGAGAUAACAAAGAUGAUAAAAAAUCAAGAGGAAGCAGAAGAAAGUGUGGCGAAGAAGCAUAAAGAUUCAUUGGAACAAGAAAUCAGUGAUCUAAUAAAGAGACACAAUGAACUGGAGCAGCUUUCAAAGAUAGAGGAUGAUAUACAUUUUAUCCAGAAGUUUUCCUCUCUUUCCCAAUUCCAAUGUUUAAACUUGCACAACGUCACCGUAAACCAACAUUUGACAUUUGACAAAAUACAACCAAUUCUCUCUGAGCUGAAAAGUCAACUGGAUGAUCUGUGUGAACAAGAAACUGUCAGAAUAUCGGAAAAAGUUCCCACAGUCCACAUAAUGGUAAGCCAGAAUACCCUCACAAAAUAUUUGCCAUCUCGACCCAAGACCAGAGAAGAGUUUCUUAUCUAUUCUUCAAUAUUAACUCUGAAUCCGUUAUCAGCCUGUUAUCAGCUCUCAGUACGUGACAAGUCUGUGUCAAGAAAUGAUAAACCGGCAGAUUACUAUUAUUACAGUAGGCCUAAAGCUACAUACAAGGUAUUGUGUAAAGAGAAACUAUCUGGACGCUGUUAUUUUGAAGUUAACUGGACAGGAUUAGGUUGUUCUAUUGGAUUCUCAUAUGACAACAUCAGUCAAAAGGCAACAACUUCUUUUGGAUCUAAUAACAGAUCCUGGAGAUGUGACUUUACAACAGGUAGUGUUUGUGAAAUCCAAAAUAACCAAACAACCAACGUUCAGUUGGUUGCAAAAAUUGGUGUGUUUCUUGAUACGGAGUCAGGAACUGUAUCCUUUUAUAAUGUCUCUGACAAAAUGACCCUGCUUCACAGAAUCCAGACCACAUUCACUGAGCCUCUUUAUCCUGGGUUUUCUUUGGAAAAGUGGGGCAAUAAUUCAUCAGUGACUAUUUUGUAGAUGUAGUCUUCACCCCCAGAGAGAGAUCAUGCAUGAACCAUAUGUACAAUUUAAUCAGCCAUGACAAAAAUAAAUUGUCGAAUAUUUUAUAUUUAGAGGUGGCACAGGGAGAGAGGAGCAUCAUCUGUCAGAUAGCAGGGACACAUUUUCUUCACCAAAAGACAGUCUAAAUAAGUUCAUCUAUAAGUUUAGCAAAACCCUUUGCAGUACAUUUAAAUUUGAACUACUAAAAUCAUUUGCAGGAUACAUUUGCGUUAAUGUUUGUUAGAAAAUGUAAUUAAAGAAAAUAUGGAUCAUAAAAUUAACAGAAUUGAAUGCCUGUGAAGAAAAAUGCCUGUGCCCUUGGUAAACACUAAAUAGAGAACAUCCCUGGUAUUCUCCUUAAGUGUGGUAAUUGUAUUGACCUUCAUAAUGGGGUAUAUCAUGAUAAUCAUCUUGUUUUGUGUCAUACUGUAUACUGUAGUAAUGUGGGCUGUUUAAAAAGGGAAUUUGUUAUUGUUGUCACUGGAGGAUUACCAAAAUAAAAGUGAACAUUUUGCAUAGUGUGGAAUAACUACUUUUUAUCGUUUGAACUUUGGAAAAAUGUUCUGGUAUAGAUGUGUCUAUUCUAUUGAAAUCAAAAUAUGUUGUAUCUGAAUAAAUAUAUCAGUUUCACUAUC